Messenger RNA from Castor canadensis (American beaver), 4500 nucleotides. The record is from RefSeq and is a predicted model, not a curated record. NCBI's taxonomy places the organism in Eukaryota, Metazoa, Chordata, Mammalia, Rodentia, Castoridae.
UUACAUCAUGUGAUGGUGGAAUUAUAGAAGAUGUUAAAAAAACAAAAAAUACUUCAACACUAAAAGCAUGCCUCUCCUCUCCAGUGGUUCAGGGGUAUUUCAGAGUGGAUGCCUCUGCAGUGCAGUUUCACAUAGAGAGUCACAAGAACACAUCCAAGGGAUGGUCAAUAUGGUUCCUCAACCACUUUGACCGAGGUGUUGUAUUAAAGGAUGUUUUUGUUUCCAAGGAGACCAAGCACAUUUUAAAGAUUCUGAAUUUCACUGGCCCUUUAUUUCUACCUCCAGGCUGUUGGAAUAUAUUUUCUUUGAAACUUGCUGUUAAAGACAUUGCCAUAAAUCUGUUCACCAAUGUCUUUUUGACUACAAACACAGGUGCCAUUUUUGCAAUACCUCUUCAGAUUUUCUCAGCACCAACCAAGGAAGGGAGUCUGGGUUUUGAAGUGAUAGCACAUUGUGACAUGCAUUAUUUCAUGGGAAAAUCAAAAGCAGAAAAUCUUACUUGGGCUGGGAGCCUUUCUCUGGAUCGGUCUACCUGGAGUAUGGAUUUUGAACUUGCAAAUAAAUUGUAUGAAAGAUGGAAGAAAUAUAAAAAUGGUGAUGUCUGCAGGAGAAAUGUUUUAGGAGUGACUCGGUUUGCCCACUGGAAGAAAUCCAAAGAGUCAGAACUCUUUGUUUCCUUUUUGCCUCGUUUAGUCGUGAAGCCUGGUCUUGUACUAAACUUCAGUGCUACUGCCCUCAGGAACAGUGUGGUGAAAUACUUCCUAGUGAGGAACCCGUCUUCUCUGCCAGUCUCCUUGCAACUCCUACCUCUCUCCCUGUACCCCAAACCGGAAGCCGCUGUGCGCCUGCUGCACAAAUGGUUUGGCACCGAUAUGCAGGUGGUUAAUUUCACAACUGGUGAAUUCCAGCUCACCAAAGCUUGUCCUUACCAGGGUGUGCAUUCUGAGGAAUCCAGGUUUGGCACUCUCCACUUGGAUUUGCAGCCUUUGGAAAUGAAAAGGGUUGGUGUAGUUUUCACACCAGCAGACUAUGGAAAAGUUACCUCACUCAUACUCAUCCGGAAUAACUUGACUGUUCUCGACAUGAUUGGUGUAGAAGGAUUUGGAGCAAGAGAGCUACUGAAAGUGGGAGGAAGACUUCCUGGUGCAGGAGGUUCGCUCCGAUUUAAGGUGCCUGAGUCCACACUGAUGGACUGUCGUCGACAACUGAAAGACAGCAAGCAAAUUUUAUCUAUCACGAAGAACUUUAAAGUUGAAAAUAUUGGUCCUCUUCCUAUAACUGUGUCAUCGCUGAAAAUCAAUGGGUAUAAUUGCCAGGGUUAUGGAUUCGAAGUGCUGGAUUGUCACCAAUUUUCCCUGAGCCCAAACACAUCCCGUGACAUUAGCAUUGUGUUUACCCCGGACUUUACCUCUUCCUGGGUCAUCCGUGAGCUGACACUGGUAACUGCAGCAGACCUAGAAUUCCAUUUCACUCUCAAUGUGACCCUUCCUCAUCACCUGUUGCCCUUGUGUGCAGAUGUGGUUCCAGGGCCCAGCUGGGAGGAGUCCUUUUGGAGGCUCACAGUCUUCUUUGUCAGUUUGUCCCUGUUGGGUGUGAUUUUAAUAGCCUUCCAACAAGCACAGUACAUUCUUAUGGAAUUUGUGAAAACAAGACAGAGGCAAAAUGCUAGUUCCUCUUCACAGCAAAACAGCAGUCCAAUGGAUGCAGUCAGCUCCCAUUCUCACAAAAAUAAUUGCAAGAACUUUCUCGACACGUAUAGCCCCUCUGAUAAAGGCAGAGGGAAAAGCUGCGUUCCAGUGGGCACACCCCAGAGCAGGAACCAGAAUGCUGCCAAGCGGAGCCCAGCCACCUACAGUCAUUCUCAGAAGAAGCACAAGUGCUCAGUCUAUUACAGUAAGCACAAAACCAGCACAUCCGUGGCUAGCAGUGCCAGCACUACUACUACUGAGGAAAAGCAGACCUUGACCCCAGGUGUCUCCCUGUCUGCUGCUAAGGAGGACGUUUGCACUGAUGGCGUGAGUGAGAACUGGGUCAGCCUCAAAUAUGCAAGUGGCAUGAAUGUCAACCUGCAGAAGAAUUUAACUCUCCCCCAAAAUUUAUUGGAUAAAGAGGAAAACGCACUGAAAAACACAAUUGUUUUCAAUAAUACUUCUUCAGAAUGUAGUAUGAAGGAGGGAAUACAGACAUGUAUGUUUCCUAAGGAAACUGACAUUAAAACUUCAGAAAACAUGGCUGAGCUCAAGGAGCAAGAGCUCUGUCCACUAAAGACCUCUAAGAAGCUACCUGAAAAUCCUUUGCCAAGAACUUCACCUCAGUACCACCAGUCAGACUUGCCAGAAGUUUCCAGGAAACAUAAUGGAAAUAACCAGCAAAUGCCUGUCAAGAAUGAAGCAGACAGCUGUGACACUUUGAAAAAGCUUGACACAAAGUCUUCUUCGGAGAAGAAGAUACACAAAGCAUCCAAAGAAGACAUGUGUUGUGAGAAACAGGACAUGCCUUUGUUGGAGCAAGAAGAUCCUUACAGAAAAAAGAAACUUCAGGAGAAAAGAGAAGGAAAUGUACAAAAUUUAAACUGGAAUAAAAAUCGAACAUGUAGAAAAAACAAGAAAAAGGGUGUUGCUCAGACCGCAAGACCUGAACAGAGUGAGCUAAAACUUGUGUGCAAUGACUUUGAGAGGUCGGAACUGAGUGGCAACAUUGACAUAAGAAGCUGGUGUGUACAGGAAAAUACCGGAGAAAUUUGUAAGAUAGAUUCGAAAAUUGUAAGCAGCUCACCUAUGCUGGGAGAAGCAGAGGGUUUCUACCAGAAGCCCGAGAAGAAGCCGGUGGACAAGUUUUGCUCAGACUCCAGCUCUGACUGUGGCAGCUCCUCAGGUAGCGUGCGUGCCAGCCGGGGCAGCUGGGGCAGCUGGAGCAGCAGUGGUAGUUCCGAUGGUGACAGGAAGCCUGCUGUGGAUGUGCAGCAUUUCCUGCCAGCCGGUGAGUCCCAUGCUCAGAGAGAUUUUCCUUCUGAAGCUCCCAUCUCCUUGAACCUGUCUCACCACAUCUGUAAUCCCAUAGAUGUGAGUAACCUCCCUCGGUACGUAGAGCCCUCCUGUCCCAGCCUUCCUGCCGGGCCCAUGGGUGUUGAAGGAGAUAAAGGUCUGUACUCAAGUGGAGACCUGUGGUCCCCUCAACCAGUGUGUCUGACCAGCAGUUUCAACUGCCCUGUGGAGAGCAGCACACCUGGUGUGGCGCAGGAGCCCACCGCAGUCCAUAACAGUUUCAUUGACUGGAAUGCAACUUGCGAAGGCCGGUUUCCCAAUGUGUACUGCCCAUUGGAAAUGAAUGAUUACAAUGCCUUUCCAGAAGAAAACAUGAAUUACACCAAUGGCUUCCCCUGUCCUGCAGAAGUUCGGACUGACUUUAUUGACCACAACUCUCAUUCUACCUGGAAUACCCCACCCAACAUGCCCACUACCUGGGGACAUGCCAGUUUCAUCAACUCUCCGCCCUACCUCACCAGCACCCGAAGCUUGUCUCCAAUGUCUGGACUUUUUGGCUCCAUCUGGGCCCCACAAAGUGAUAUGUAUGAGAACUGCUGCCCCCUCAGUCCCACCACGGAACAUUCGACCCACAUGGAAAACCAGGCCGUCAUGUGCAAGGAGUACUACCCAGGCUUUAACCCAUUUCGUGCCUACAUGAACCUGGACAUAUGGACUACCACUGCAAAUCGCAAUGCAAACUUCCCGCUGUCCAGAGACUCCAGCUACUGUGGGAAUGUGUGAAGAGAAUCGGCUUCCGACAGUGUGAAUAAAGAGGCUUGUGUUUUGAUUGCUAGUGUAAAGUGGUUGUUGAGGUAGAUUACAACAUUGGUGGAUAUUUUGGCACUUUUAUAUGAAAAUAAAUUUUUUAAUGAAAUCUUGGUGCUCUAUUUUUUUAACCCUUCAUAAAUUAGUCGUAGAGACUCAGCAUCCAAAUGUUCACAAUUUCCAUAAUUGCAGAAGUGUAUUAGACAUGCCUAGUGUUCUAAAUCAGAACCAGAGAGACUUCUGAGAAGGUAAGAGUGGAAGGAAAUGGCUAUGGUUUCUCUUCCCGGAGCAUCAGAACCACCAGGGAAUGUUAAAAUGAAGCCGCUUGGGUGCCAUUCCUAGAGAUUCAGGUUUAGUGGAUCUGUGGCUCAGGUGAUCAGGAGUUUGAAGAGUUCUCCACGGAACUCUGUCAUGUGCAGCCAGGGUAGGGGACCAUUGGUGAGGAAAGGCCAGCUUAAUAGGAGUCACAUUCUGAAUAGAUGCUGCUCAGGGGACACAGAGCUGCUUCCCGGUCCUGGUGUGUCUUAGCUGCUGGGUGGAAGCGGAGAGGACUGAGUGCUCUUCUGUCAGUCUCCUGCUGAAGAUUGUCCCUAACGAGCUGCCUGCCAGUGGUGUACUUUACCCUCAAUACCAGUGCUUAGGGGGUGUUGGGGAGUGGGUACAUGUUUGCCACACCAGCUGUAUCUGCUAGUCAUUGACUUUAGAAGUC